AUCGCCACCUAUUCAUAGAUCCUUCUCACUUCUAAAUCUAAUCCCUCCUUUAAUUAUAUGUAAGUGAGUUUAUGAGAGACUUUCCAAAAAAGAGUUUUAAGAGACUGGGAAAAGGCUAGGAUAGUUGUAUUGUGCUUUCUUUGGAUCACCUUGUAUACAAUCCGUGAUACAUAGAAACAUGGAAAUAUCUGAUGGUAUAGAAGAAGAUAAAAUCGAACAAAGCCAAGAGGAGGAAGUUCCUCAUCAACAACUCAAAGGGAAGAAACUUUCAUGUCAUAAGUUGCGAAGACACGACUCCUUAGACAUCGAAUCCAGCAGCAUACGAGGUCUUCAUGGCCAUGACUCCAAGACUAUGGCGUGGAAGGUGAUCUUGCACCUAGCAUUUCAGAGCAUCGGAAUUGUUUAUGGGGACAUUGGUACAUCACCAUUAUAUGUGUUUGAAAGCACCUUCACAAAAGGCAUAAACCAUAAUGAUGACAUUUUGGGAGUCCUUUCUAUGAUCUUUUACACCCUCACACUGAUCCCUUUGGUCAAAUACGUUUUCGUUGUCUUACGAGCCAAUGACAGUGGUGAUGGAGGCACAUUUGCUCUGUACUCUCUCAUAUGCCGAUAUGCAAAGGUCGGUUUGAUCCCUAGUCAGCAAGCUGAAGACCAGGAGGUCUCAAAUUUCAAGCUUGAUUCACCAAAUAACAGUCUAAAGAGGGCAUCGUGGCUUAAGUCUAAGCUAGAGAAUAGCCAGUUUGCAAAGCUCUUCCUUUUGUACGCCACCAUGCUUGGUACUUCCAUGGUGAUUGGAGAUGGUGUGCUCACUCCUUGCAUCUCAGUUUUAUCAGCUGUGGGAGGGAUCAAGAAAGCUACAUCUGCAGUGACAGAUGAUAUAAUUGUUUGGAUAUCAGUUGCCAUCUUGAUCUGCCUAUUCUCGAUUCAAAGAUUUGGAACUGACAAAGUGGGCUACACUUUUGCUCCAAUAAUUUGUAUUUGGUUUGCAUUCAUCGGUGGCAUUGGCAUUUUCAAUUUCAUCAAAUUUGAUCCAACAGUUGUCAAAGCUCUAAAUCCACAAUACAUUAUAGAAUAUUUUCAGAGGAACAAAAAAGAAGCAUGGGUUUCCCUUGGUGGCAUUGUCCUCGCCAUAACAGGAACUGAAGCCCUAUUUGCCGAUGUAGGCCACUUCACAGUUAGGUCCAUACAAAUAAGUAUGUGUUCAGUGACUUACCCCGCUCUCAUAUUCGCUUACACUGGACAAGCAGCCUUCCUUCGCAAGCACAUUGACCUUGUCGGGGACACCUUCUUCAAGUCUAUUCCUGGCCCUCUGUAUUGGCCAAUGUUUGGUAUAGCUAUAUUGGCAGCCAUCAUAGCUAGCCAGGCUAUGAUUUCAGGAUCUUUCUCUAUAAUCCAACAAUCAUUAUCACUGGGGUGUUUCCCUCGUGUGAAAAUUGUGCAUACAUCGACUAAGUAUGAAGGACAAGUUUACAUACCAGAGAUUAAUUAUCUUCUAAUGUUGGCUUGUGUUGCCGUUACUUUAGGUUUCAGAAGUACAACGAGUAUUGGCAAUGCAUAUGGAAUAGCAGUGGUGUUUGUAAUGACCCUCACAUCUUCCUUCCUAGUACUAAUCAUGAUAAUGAUAUGGAAAACCCACAUACUUCUCAUUAUCUCAUAUGUUCUUGUUAUUGGCACUGUGGAGCUAGUCUAUUUAAGCUCAGUCCUCUACAAAUUUGACCAAGGAGGAUAUCUUCCCCUAGCCUUUGCUGCAGUACUAAUGACUAUUAUGUAUGUUUGGAACGAUGUGUAUAGAAGAAAGUACUAUUAUGAGCUUGAUCACAAAAUCCCUCCAGAUAAGCUCAAGGAAGUUAUUACUGGCACAAACAUUAAUCAAAUGCCUGGACUUGCCAUCUUCUACUCAGAGCUUGUUCAGGGCAUUCCACCGAUUUUCAAGCACUAUGUUGCAAAUGUGCCUGCAUUGCACUCAGUCCUCGUUUUUGUCUCCAUCAAGUCACUACCUAUAAGUAAAGUUCCAACAGAACAGCGUUUCCUCUUUCGUCGAGUAGAAACUAAAGAGCACAAUGUGUUUCGUUGUGUUGUGAGAUAUGGAUACUUAGAUGUGCGCAAUGAGCACGAGCCUUUUGAGAAGAUGUUGAUUGAAAUGUUGAAAGAUUUUAUUGCUAAUCAAGUUUUUUGGUUGUCCCAAAAUGUGCUCAACAAUGAUGAAAAUGGUGGAGAAUUAGACGAUGGAGUAGUUGAUGGAGAGAAUGAAAAUAAGGAUGUAAAGCAAGUUGAUGAAGAGAAGCGACAAGAGGCAAUAGAGAAGGAGAUCGAGGCAGUGGACAAAGCAUGGUGUGCUGGGGUUGUCCAUUUGUUUGGUGAGAAUGAAGUUAUUGCACGCAAAGGAGCUGGUAUAGGAAGGAGAAUUAUAAUAGAUUAUGCUUACAAUUUCUUGAAGAGAAAUUUGAGACAGAGUGACAAAGUGUUUAAUAUUCCUCACAAGCGCAUGCUAAAAGUAGGCAUGACUUACGAACUUUAGAACUUGUUUUGACGGUGGUUGGAUGACACUUUGAUAAAUUUGUACAUAUAGAAUAAGCAUGGCAGUUUCAUGCACGAGCGUGACAGACAUAUAGGUCAUCUAGAUGUAAACCCUGAUAAUAUUUAUGUCAAAGAAGUUUAUGUA
This is a messenger RNA of Quercus lobata, 2662 nucleotides long. Its product is annotated as potassium transporter 5-like. Gene Ontology annotation, molecular function: potassium ion transmembrane transporter activity. Bases 179 to 2518 code for a protein of 779 amino acids. Gene Ontology annotation, biological process: potassium ion transmembrane transport. Gene Ontology annotation, cellular component: membrane. The record is from RefSeq and is a predicted model, not a curated record. The transcript has 8 exons. Lineage: Eukaryota; Viridiplantae; Streptophyta; Magnoliopsida; Fagales; Fagaceae.